GUAGGAGGAGCAUAAUUAUGCCUUCAGCAGUUUUAUUUUGCUGCCUCAGUCCUUAGCAUUCACUUGCUGCUGGGAACUUGGCUAACAUGUGUGGGGGCGAUGGGCCAUGGGACUCCUGAUAAUAUGAAUUGGGCCAGACUACUGCAGCUGCUGAUUGUGGUUCACAUCAGGCAGAUCAUAUGUAGUUCUCUCCUGUUUUCCAUCCCAGAGGAACUGGAGCCUGACACUCUGGUUGGAUCACUUAGUAAAAACUUUUCUCCUCCAUAUCAGCUCCUGCCCCACAAGUACCUGAGGAUGGACAUAAACACGGGGAAUUUCUACACCACUGAGUUAAAGAUGGAUCGCGAGGCCAUCUGCCCCGCAGAGAAAAAAGCUGAGGAAUGUGUUACUUUAUACAAUGCCAUCGUGGGGCCCUCAAAAGACCUUAUACAGUUUUCUGUGAUCAUAGAGGACAUCAAUGACAAUGCGCCGCAUUUUGAAAAUAACAAAAUACACCUUGGGGUGCCCGAGGAUACGACCGUGGGGACCAGUUUCCUGCUAGAUACUCAGGCUCUGGACAGUGACACCGGUCCUAAUGGAGAGGUGCAGUACCACCUAAAAGGCUCUGAUGGAGCUUUUGGUUUAAAAAUCGAAGAAGACAGCUCUUUAAUUAUGUUGGUUGUAGAAAGAGCCCUGGAUAGGGAAACUCGGGACCUCUUUCAGAUGCAGCUAGUGGCCACAGACUGUGGUGUAGACCCUUUAAGUGUGUCUGCAGAUUUAAUAGUCACAGUGACAGAUGUCAACGACAACUGUCCAGCCUUUAGCUCUGAUAGCCCACACAGUGUCACCAUCCCAGGAGACUCUCGGAAGAACACAGUGGUCACUCAGGUCAGAGCCACAGAUCCAGAUUUAGGCCCAAAUGGUGAUAUCGUUUACUCCCUCAGUCCCAAAGUCUCUGAGCGGGUCAAGACGCUCUUUAGCCUCAACAGUCUCACCGGGUCCAUCAGCCUUACACGAGACCUUGAGAGCGACAACUCAGAGGAGCUCGUGUUGAAAGUGUUAGCCAGCGGCCAUCACUGCCCUCCAGCAGACACUCAGGUAACCAUAUCCGUGCUCCCCAAGGCGAACCAAAUGCUGACGAUCAAGAUCGGGUUCAUAGCGGAGCAUCAAAACCAGACUAUGGUGUUACAAGAGAACCAGCACCCCACUGCCUUAGCCGUUUUAGAGCUCGAGGGUGACAGCAUCUUUAAAGACUUAUUUCUUGCCAUUGAAGGUGAAGUGCCUUUCACUUUGAGCCCACAGAAUGGCAAGUAUCUGCUUUCCACAUCAAAGCCCUUAGACUAUGAGAUGGAUCGUGAACAUCAUAUUUCCGUGGUAGCACGCGUGAGAUCAGCUGAGGGAUCUGUGAUCGUUCCUUCUAGACGUGUAGUCACGGUGCUGGUGGCAGACAUCAACGACAAUGCGCCAUAUUUUGUACAGCCUCACUACGAACUCCAAGUGGAAGAAAACAAUCAGCCAGGAAUGUCACUGCUUCAGAUCUCGGCUUCAGAUUCAGACAGCGGAGAAAACGGCAUGGUGACAUACAGGCUUGAAAACUACAAUCCAACCAUGUUUAGCAUUGAUUCUGUAACAGGUCAACUCUCUCUGCUGGUUCCUCUAGACAGGGAGCAACAGAAUGUACACAGACUCACUGUGUUUGCUCGGGACAGCGGCUCUCCUCCCUUGGAAUCCAUGGCCACUGUAUCCAUUUACGUUCGUGACCAGAAUGACAAUCCACCUGUUUUUCUUACCCCUCACUUCAUCUUUUUCAUUCCUGAGAAUGUUCCAACAUUAUCCCAGGUGGGGAAGGUGGAGGUGAAAGACCCAGAUAAAGGGGAGAAUGGGACAACAGAAUUGUAUGUUGUAAACAGCAGUGCACCUUUUGUUGUGGAUAACACCCAGGGGAUGCUACGCACCACUAGGAACUUGGACCGCGAGACAGAAGACCGCUAUGAACUCUACCUGCUGGCCAGUGAUCACGGCCAGACAGUUGCUUUGACUUCCACUGCCAGAGUGACCAUCUUUGUGGAAGACAUCAAUGACAACCAGCCAAAAGUGAUCCUUCCCGGCAGCAACUCCUCAUGCCUAACUGUCUCUCCAGGUACCCUGGCAGGUGCCACGGUAGGAAAGAUCUAUGCCAUCGAUGAGGACUCUGGACUGAAUUCAGAGAUUACUUACUCAGCUACGGCACCGGAGCUUUUGCAAAACAGAAGUCCCUUUCAGAUCGAUUCAAGGUCAGGGAACAUCACCUUAAGCCAACAGCUCCUUCAUACAGACCUGGGAAUGCAUCACCUGUUCAUUGUGGUCAGAGAUGGGGGUAAACCAGUUCCACUUUAUACCACUGUCUGGAUGAAUUUGUUGGUCAAUGACAGCACAGAGCCUUGCCACUUGGACCGGAUGCCCACCUGGACAGGGACACUAAACUUGGUUCAAACCCCUUCAAAGGAACCGAUCUGUGACGUGGAGACAGCCAGAUUUUCAAAACUGAUUCUGUUAAUAGGCCUGGGUAUGAUGCUGGUGUCCACAUGUUUGUUUGUGGCCACAGUUAUUUGCUGCCUAAAACAGAGGAGUAGAAGUCUGAAAAUGAACAAGAGAGCAUACACUGAGGCGAAUGAGAUUCCACUCAGGCUCAAAGACAAAUAUUACUCUGAUUAAUAACAGCAAGCAAUGUGUAAAGCUCACAGCCUCAAAGAUAAAAAUGUCCUGUGAAUUAAAUGUAUUCCGUGUAUUUGUCAAGGGCUUCUUGCAUUGUAAUAAGUCAUUGAUUCAGUGUGAUGCACGGUGUAUUCAAACAUGUCGACUGCAAAACUGACAGGUUCUGUAGAAAUAAAGUUGAUCCAUUUUCUGAUAAUGGAACGAGCAUAUACACGUUGACCUGAUAAGUGAAAUAUGUCAAGCCAUCCACAAAAUUCCUGACAAUUCUCUGAAAAAAACAACUAAAUUCAACUGUAUUUCACAGAUUUAUUCCAUAGCAGGCCAUCGGUAAGCUACCAGCAUUACAGACAUUAUCUUUAAGGAUUAUUGCCCAUGACCCCUGCGGGUAGAAAGAUUGAAGUAAUGGUCUGUUAGGUUGAUUGGUCCUUUCUCAGAUUUCUGACUGAGUGAUGGAGAGUCUAAAGUAUUUAGACACACAAAAGGGUUUAAUGUUCCUCGGUUGGGGAAGUGAUGAAAGUCUCUCAAGAAGUAACUCUGAGAUGAGCUCAGGAGGCAGAGGGUGGCCACGGACAGGUGAGAGGCGGCAGAGGGAAGGCACAAAAACAUCUCAAGUAACCGCCUCACACCUGUUACUUGAUAGCACUGCUUUUCACCCACAGAGCUGGAUCGCACCAACAAGGCAGAAAAAACCCCAAACCUACCGUACUGCACCCAGUAACCUGACAGGCUUGUUGUUUUGAUAACAGAUGUUUGGAGUGAAAUCACACCGUGUUCAAAGACACAAUUACAAAAGACACUUGCUCUUGUGUUUUACUGAUGCAUUUGCAUGCUGGAGAACAAUUGAAAUAUCAAACCAGGUUAAGUGAUGCAUAAAGUAUGAAUGAGUCAGGCUGAAA
Molecule: messenger RNA, 3569 nt
Organism: Haplochromis burtoni (Burton's mouthbrooder)
Lineage: Eukaryota; Metazoa; Chordata; Actinopteri; Cichliformes; Cichlidae
Gene: pcdh20l
Product: protocadherin 20
Exons: 2
Coding region: 100-2673 (857 amino acids)
Biological process (GO): homophilic cell-cell adhesion
Cellular component (GO): plasma membrane
Molecular function (GO): calcium ion binding
Source: RefSeq, a predicted model, not a curated record